This is a messenger RNA of Cicer arietinum (chickpea), 2186 nucleotides long. RefSeq names its product kinesin-like protein KIN-10B. Gene Ontology annotation, cellular component: microtubule associated complex. Lineage: Eukaryota; Viridiplantae; Streptophyta; Magnoliopsida; Fabales; Fabaceae. The record is from RefSeq and is a predicted model, not a curated record. Gene Ontology annotation, biological process: spindle elongation; microtubule-based movement; mitotic spindle organization. Gene Ontology annotation, molecular function: microtubule binding; ATP binding; microtubule motor activity.
UGCCUCUCAAUCCAAAGCAAAACCAACGGUCACGUGCUUUCAAAAACCUCUAUUCAAUCUCAAUUUCACAAAUCUUAUACAAUUCUCGUCAACCUGUCUUACAAAUCCAAACUUUCUUCUAUCAAUGGCUGCUUCUCCAAAAACCGAAAACAAACUCUUUAACAAUUCCAUUUCAGUUUCAAAAGUAAGAGUCAUAGUUAGGGUAAGACCCUUUCUUGGUCACGAUAAUGGCGACCCAGUUUCUUGUAUUUCACUUUUGGAUCAAGAUUUUGAAUCUCAACAUCAAGAAGUAGCGGUUUAUCUCAAAGACCCACAAACCAGUCGUAACGAGUGUUAUCAAUUGGACUCUUUCUUUGAUAAAGAAGACAACAAUGUGAGUAAGAUAUUUUACAGAGAAGUAAACCCUAUGAUACCUGUUAUCUUCAGUGGCUGCAAUGCUACAGUUUUUGCUUAUGGGGCUACUGGUAGUGGCAAGACAUACACUAUGCAGGGAACUGAGGAACAACCUGGCUUAAUGCCACUGGCAAUGUCGAUGAUCCUGUCCAUUUGUCAAACUACAGGCAGCACAGCACAUAUUUCAUACUAUGAGGUCUACAUGGACCGAUGUUAUGAUCUCUUAGAGGUAAAAGCAAAGGAGAUUUCAAUUUUGGAUGACAAAGACGGUCAAAUUCACCUCAAGGGACUAUCUAAGGUUCCUAUAAACACAAUGUCUGAAUUUCAAGAGGUUUUUUCUAGUGGUGUUCAGAGGCGCAAAGUUGCACACACAAGCCUCAACGAUGUAUCGAGUAGGAGUCAUGGAGUGCUUGUAAUAUCUGUAGUAUCCAAUCCUUCUGAUGGAACUGGAAGUCAUGUAUGUGGAAAGUUGAAUCUCAUAGACUUGGCAGGUAAUGAAGACAACAGAAGGAGCUGCAGUGAAGGGAUUCGUCUUCAAGAGAGUGCCAAGAUAAACCAGUCCUUGUUUGCACUGUCAAAUGUGAUAUAUGCAUUGAACAACCACAAACCAAGAGUGCCCUAUAGAGAAAGCAAAUUGACCCGAAUAUUGCAGGACUCUCUAGGAGGAACUAGUCGCGCACUUAUGGUUGCUUGCCUGAAUCCAGGAGAAUACCAGGAAUCUGUUCAUACUGUUAGUUUGGCUGCUAGAUCACGGCACAUCUCUAAUUUUGUACCUUCAGCUCAUAAACAAGAGACUCCAAAAGUUAAAGUUGACAUGGAAGCAAAAUUGAGAGCAUGGCUAGAAUCAAAAGGCAAGACAAAGAGCUCACAAAGACUUGGAGUAUUUAAUUCUCCACUUGUGAAAAAAACUCCUAGUUCCAUCAUUCCCUUUGCAAAAAGAUCGGUUAAUUUCAACAAUUCAGUGAAAGGGGGAACAACUUUCAUCAACCAAGAUGCUCAACACACUAUGGAAAGGGCCCUUGCUGUUGAUUUUAGAAAUUUACUAGAUGGUGAAGUUGCUUUUGACUCUUGCAAGGAUGAUGAGAACCUGCAUUCUGGUGUUAAGCACAAUGAUGAGAGAGAGACUGAGCAUGAGGCUGCAUCGGAAUCAGAUAAAAAUCUAUCUGAUGCAGUACUACAAAGUCCAUUAAGAAAAGCCCUCUCCCCCAUCAACAUCAAUGGUAACAAAAAGCCCCUUGAAGCUUUGUCUUUAACACCAACACCUUUUUCUGCAACCUGCUCCACUAAUAAAGGGUUUGAGAAAAAUGGCACUCCACUUGACAAAUUCAGUACAAGAAGUUCCACAUUGAAGAAAUGUCUAGUUCAAGAAUACAUUCAAUUGUUAAAUAAUGCAAGCAGAGAGGAACUACUAGAGUUAAAGGGUAUAGGAGAGAAAAUGGCAGAAUACAUAAUAGACCUCAGAGAAGAAAGUCCAAUAAAAUCGUUAAGUGACUUGGAGAAGAUUGGUCUCUCUUUGAAGCAGGCACAUAACUUGUUCACUAAAGCUGCAAAGAAACUAUUUGAAGAUAAAGCAGAAGAUUCAAUAGUCAAUUAACUUCCAUUCUUAAAUAUUAAUAACUUUCUUGGUCUUUUAACAAAGAUCCAAGUGUAUUAGUUUCUUAUUAUUUUUACUUUAUUUUAUUUGUAGUAUUGUUGCCUGUAGCAACAUAUUUCAGCUUGUUGUGUGUUAUUAUUAUUGUAACAAGGCACAGUAUUUUCCCCGCAUUAAUACAAAAAACGUGUGAUUCUUUCAA